AUGGGUUCCAACAUGAUCUGUGGGAAAGUCAUAACCGACGGAUUUACAAAACCCACCAAGAAGGAAGAAGCUAAAUACACAGCUGAUGAGAAGAAGGCUCUUAAAGAGCAGAGGAAGAAGGAUAAAAAGGCCUUGUUUCUACUCUAUCAAGGGUUGGACGAGCCUACCUUCGAGAAAGUUGCUAAAGCAACGACAAGUAAACAAGCAUGGGAGAUUCAAGCUUCCAUCUUCAAAGGAGAUGAACAUGUGAGACAGGUCCGUCUCCAAACAUUACAAGGCAAGUUCGAGGCUCUUCACAUGAAAGAUGGAGAAUCAGUGUCCGAUUAUUUUUCACGAUUGUUGGUAAUCGUGAAUGGUUUGAAAAGAAACAAUGAGAAGCUCGAUGACAUCCGAGUCGUAGAAAAGGUACUUCGAUCCAUUUCCUCUAAAUUUGAGCAUGUAGUUGUAGCUAUUGAAGAGUUUAAGGACUUGGAGAAUCUUACAAUUGAAGAGUUAUUGGGUUCAUUACAAGCAAAUUCAGCUCCAACCGCGGUCGUGGUAGAGGCCAGGGGCGUGGUAUUUCUCAACAACCACAUCAAAAUUAGUAGGAGACUCAAAACUUCGGAGGUAGGGGACGAGGAGGCUACCGAGGAAAAGGAAGAUCCACAUAUGGUCGUGGAAACUCCAAGAAUAUCCAAUGCUACAACUGCAAGAAGUUUGGACACAGAUGAUGAACAAGCCAAUGUUGCAAUAAAUGAGGUUCGUAGUGAUUCUAUUUUACUUCUCGCUCAUGAUGAUUCAAAUUCAAUAGAUGAGGUUUGGUACCUCGAUUCUGGCGCAAGUAAUCACAUGUGUGGGAAGAAAGAUCUGUUCAUAGAACUCACAGAAGGAGUUCAUGGAAAUGUGAACUUGGGGGACUCCUCCAAACUAUCAAUUGAAGCCAAAGGGAAGAUAAAAAUUUGUCAAAAUGAUGGUAAGAAAUGA
This is a messenger RNA of Alnus glutinosa, 963 nucleotides long. RefSeq lists its product as uncharacterized. The transcript is spliced from 3 exons. The coding region runs from base 1 to 963 and encodes 320 amino acids. The record is from RefSeq and is a predicted model, not a curated record. NCBI's taxonomy places the organism in Eukaryota, Viridiplantae, Streptophyta, Magnoliopsida, Fagales, Betulaceae.